AGGAUUCUCCGUGAACAGGGAAUCAUAAAUAAAUAAAUAAAGCGGAGAAGCGAAAUCCCCGACUGUCGGAGCGUUCGAUUUGUUUUCUCGCUCUUAGCUCUCCCUCUUUCGCUCGCAGCUGUUCGUUUUCUGUGUUGCACCCUCGAAUCGAUCUCGAUUGCUUUACCUGGGCGUUGUCGCAAUCUCUGCUCCAGGUUUUGUGAUCCCUGAUCGCUGCAAGUUUUUCCUUGUCCGUCGGCUUCGGGACGUUGGCGCUUGUUCAAUGUCUGUAAUCGGGAAGUCGACGAACAUCUUCUGGCAAGAAUGCCAGGUCGGGAAGGUCGAUCGGGAGAAGCUGCUUAAGCAGAAGGGUUGCGUCGUUUGGAUCACUGGGCUUAGCGGCUCAGGAAAAAGUACUCUAGCAUGCACGUUGAGUCGAGAACUGCAUUCCAAAGGAAACCUUACAUAUGUACUUGAUGGUGACAACCUUAGGCAUGGGUUGAACAAAGAUCUUGGCUUUUCAGCAAAAGAUCGCACUGAGAAUAUACGUAGGGUUGGUGAAGUGGCAAAGCUCUUUGCUGAUUCAGGUUUAGUCUGUAUUGCCAGCUUGAUAUCUCCAUAUAGGAAAGACAGAGAUUUCUGCCGUGCAAUUGUUCCUGACUCUAGAUUCAUUGAAGUAUUUAUGAAUAUGCCUUUGGAGUUGUGCGAAGCAAGGGACACAAAAGGCCUUUACAAACUUGCUCGAGCAGGAAAGAUAAAGGGUUUUACUGGGAUAGAUGAUCCAUAUGAGCCACCUCUGAACUGUGAGAUAGAGAUCAAACAAGAAAAUGGAAUCUGCCCUUCUCCUCUUUCCAUGGCCGGACACAUUGUCGACUACUUGGAAGAGAAAGGCCUUUUGCAAGAAUAAUAAAGCUUCACGAAGUCACUUUGUACUCCAAUAAUAUCUCCUUUUUUGCUGCAACUUGACAUCGAGGUCGGCUUACCAUUCUACUUAUUUAUGACUCAAGUAAACAAAACUUUGUGGGUUCUUCCUUGGUUGAUAAACGAAUUACGAAUGUGGUGGAAUGGAAUUUCGGUUGAAAAAUCUCAAUUUUCUUUCUUGUAGUGUAUACACCAUUUUGUUUCAACAAGAUUUUCAUGGUCA
Zingiber officinale is the source of this 1123-nucleotide messenger RNA. RefSeq names its product adenylyl-sulfate kinase 3-like. The coding region runs from base 263 to 886 and encodes 207 amino acids. Gene Ontology annotation, molecular function: adenylylsulfate kinase activity; ATP binding. Gene Ontology annotation, biological process: sulfate assimilation. NCBI's taxonomy places the organism in Eukaryota, Viridiplantae, Streptophyta, Magnoliopsida, Zingiberales, Zingiberaceae. The transcript has 7 exons. The record is from RefSeq and is a predicted model, not a curated record.